ACAUGGAUGUUUGAUGUGAGAGUUAAGACGGAUAGAAAACAAUUCAUUCUGGUGUUGGUGUAGAUUUUUUUACAUAUUAAGAUUUGGGCUAUUGGAUUUCUUAAAGAUUGCACAGUAAAAGAGAGCGGAUUUGAUAACACCAUAUAUAUGCAAUGCUUAUUUGAAUAUAAACAAUAUAUCUAAUCAAUUUAAAUAAAGCAAAGUGAAACAAUUGAACGAAACACUUCACUUCUGAAAUACGGAAUUAAAUUUCUCUGUUUAACACAGCUGCAGAAAUAAAAAAAAAUUCCAAUAUCUCUGUCGACAGUAUUUUUACGAGAAUAGUAAUGUCAGGAGUUUGGGUAAAAAGUACGGGUGCUACGGCAAUAUUUUAACCUGACAGUGCCACUAGGAAACCGAAUGCAGUAUCGACAAAAAGUGUUAGCACAACCGGAUGGCCCAUAAUGCAAGGUCUAAAUCCUUCAAACCAAAUUACAAAUUUACCAAGCAUGUCGUUGAUAAACAACAAAAUAAAUUUUUCAUCACGGAAACGGUCGUCAUCAGAAACACCCCUGCAUGUAUACGGGAAAAGACCGAACUUUAUGACAAACGUACAAUCUGGAGAGGGUAGAACACAAACAAUAUUGCCAUUGAAAAGUAAUGGAGAGAAGGUGUCACAAUUAUUUACGGUACCGAAGCAUGAAAAUAUAUCGUCAGCUCAACUGGAACACACCAGCGCUCUGUCCAAACUUUCAACGUUGCAUGGAUGCUUAUCUUUAUCUACACCAAGAACUAAUUAUGCACCGUGUAAACGAAAACUUUACUUAGAUAAUAUAUUGGAAGAAAUUACUCUUAAUAAAAUUGACAAACAACAAUCUAAGCGCCUUGUGGAUCAAACUCUGAACUCAAUUACUUCAAGAUUUGAUAGAUAUCAAGAUGGCGGAAUCUACAGACGUCAAUAUAUUGAUGCUGGAAGCUAUCCUGUGAGGCUGAAGAUAAACAAAGCUGAUGAAUUUGACGUCAAUAUUCCUCUCAACAUUGACGUGAAAAGAGUUCGAUGCACUGGCAAUGUAAACUACGUUUUCAAAGACCAAAGACCAAUUUUGUGUUUGGAGAAACAGCUUUUCUUUGAUCCACAAGGAACGGCGAUUCCUCUAGGCUAUGCUGUUGUUGAAGUAGAGAUGUGUAAUGGAGGAUGCAAUCCUUUUUUGCCACGAAAUAGAAAUGAACUUCCGAGAAAGUUCUUACAUAUUGGUCUUCCAAUACCUCGGCAGGAUGCUCAAUAUCGUUACUACAUGUUCCAUCCCAGAUAUAGGUUUGGCUUCAUGGAUUCAUUACAAAGAUCAAACAUAAGUUCAACAUUUCAAAACCGUAUUGAACUCAUUCCAGCUGAUGUUAAGAGAGAUUUGUUUGAGAAAAUACAACGUGCAACAUCUUUUCGAUGGAAUCAGCAUUCAGUGCAUGUUUCUAAAGUAAAUUAUGGACCGGCAUUAAAAAUGACGUUGGUGCCAUUUCAAGGUUCACCAGUAAAGCACAACAUUAACGUGGAUGUAACCCUGUCUUUGGAGUGCGAUAUACCUCUGUCGAGGUUUGGAUGGCCGAGGGAAAAAACAAAACAAGCCUUUGAGCGGAAUGUUAUAGAUGAAGUUUUGAACGCAGGAAUACAUCUUGUACCAAAGAAAGAUUUAUUUUGGGCGAUAUCUUUCUCGAAGGCAGAAAGAGCUCUUCUAUCGCGAUUGGAUACAGAUGGCGGCUGCAGAAAAUAUGUUACUAAGAUAAUGAAGAAGUUCGUGAUGAAUUGUAGCUCGCAGUCCACCAAUGGACUUCCUGGAAUAUCCUCACAUAUUAUAAAGACACGAAUCCUCUGGUCUUGUGAAGAACACAGCAACGUGCCAUCGUACUGGUGCUAUUUUAAUAGAGAUGUAUGUCUGAUUAACACGCUAGAAGAGUUCAUUAAUGAUCUAGAUUCAAGAUGGCUGUCAGAAUAUUUCAACUCGGGUAUAAAUAUACUGCAGGACAAAGAUGUCAGCGUACUCGACACGCUAUCGUCUUUUAUGAGGAGAAGACAAAAAGAACUUUUAAACAUGUAGAAGUUUAGAAGUGAACUUGGGUAUUACUAGAGGUUUCGUAUUUUUCAAGCAGUAUAGGACGAUUUAUAAAUAACAAAUAUGUAUGAAACUGCAAUAUUUCAUCAAUGAUAUAAACAUCAGUGUGUUCAAAUUAAUUAAUAAUUAGAUAAAGUUGUACAUUUGGUGAGAUAUGGAUCUAGUUUUGCUUAAUUUCAUUCAAAUAUCACCCUACAAUGUUGACAUAAAGAUAAAAGGCCUACGUACAAUGUAAAUUUAGAUUGAACUACAAGAUUAUAGUCCAAAGUUAUAUAGAAACAUUUUAACAAGCUAAUUAUUGUGCUGAAUAGAUAGAUAUCCCUUGCCAUAAGAUAUCACUUGACUGAUUCCUUUUUAAUCUGAGGUACAUAAUACGAGUUAAAUUGAACUAUAAUUGUACAAACUCACAAUAUUGCAAAUUGCUAUGCUAAAAUGUUCUUGUUAAAACAUCCUUUUGAGAUAUUAUUAAUUAUUGACAUGUAAGUAUUAUCAUUAUGUUAUGUUAUUUCAUUUUGGUCACUUUUCUAAAGUGAGUAACUAAUAAUUACUAUUAUAAGAUUCAAGUGUUGCAAAGCAUGAACAUGUAUGCUCCAUUUCAAUUAAUCCAAUUACACCCUAGAAUUUAAUGUAAUUUUUACUUACUUGGCAAUGAUACUUGUAAGAUUAACAUGUAUCUCACAUGAAUUCAUUAAUUCUAUAAAAUCACUAUCAAGGUUUUGAAAAUCUAACAAAUUACAGCUACGUAAUGGUAAAGGUAAACCUAAUAUUCAGAAAACGAUGUUUUGGUAUGUGUGAACAAGUAUAUGGAUGUUUUGAUUUAUGCAGGAUAUCAAUUAUUUAUGAUUAUCAAAUGACAUAAAUUGCCGCUUCAUGUAAUUGAAUUAUAAUUGGAGUUGCAUACAUUGUUUUUAUAAACUUGUAUAUACGAGGGUUGUCCCAAAAGUCCGUGACAAAUUUUACAGACAGUUCAUUUUUAACGCCAAUAGAUUAACAUCAAAACAUUCGCAUUUUGUUAUGAAUAGGCUGAAAUAAAUUAUAUAAAGUAUAUUUUAAACGCAUUUUGAAAUGUACAUCUUUAUGAUUUUAAUGUUUCAAGUAUUAACCUGUUACGAUAGAAGGUUACUCAUUCAUUAACUUAUGAUGUCUGGUGUUUAAUAUUGACUUUUAUUUAUAUCUAAAUGUAUUUCAGCAUUUGUUUAAUAUAUCCUUAUAUACAUGUAUGCAUAAUAAAUAUUUUAAAAUGUU
This is a messenger RNA of Ruditapes philippinarum (Manila clam), 3329 nucleotides long. RefSeq lists its product as uncharacterized. Lineage: Eukaryota; Metazoa; Mollusca; Bivalvia; Venerida; Veneridae. Bases 444 to 2069 code for a protein of 541 amino acids. The transcript has 5 exons. The record is from RefSeq and is a predicted model, not a curated record.